Molecule: messenger RNA, 6840 nt
Organism: Thyridium curvatum
Lineage: Eukaryota; Fungi; Ascomycota; Sordariomycetes; Thyridiales; Thyridiaceae
Exons: 3
Coding region: 1-6840 (2279 amino acids)
Biological process (GO): secondary metabolite biosynthetic process; fatty acid biosynthetic process
Molecular function (GO): 3-oxoacyl-[acyl-carrier-protein] synthase activity; fatty acid synthase activity; oxidoreductase activity
Source: RefSeq, a predicted model, not a curated record
AUGGCGCCAUCCGUCCUGCCUCCCGAGGAGUCGACGCCCGAGCCAACCACACCGGUGACCGAGACUGGCAGCGAUGGCUCCAACUUUGAGAUAGUGAGCCCGUGCUCACCGUCCGAGACGCUCUCUGCCAACGGACAGCCCGGCACUCUUGACGCUGCCGCUGCCAACGGAACGUCUGGUCAGCAUGCCAACGACCAACAGAUACCCGCAUCCAAUGGCCACAGCAACGGGACCAAUGGCUCACACGACACGGCCCAGGCUAGCUCACAGACAGCAGAGACCCCCGAGGCCCCUCAGAAGAAGUCAAAGUACUCCCCUGUCGCCAUUGUGGGAAUGGCAUGUCGCUUGCCUGGCAACGUCUCUGACCCGGAACAAUUCUACGAACUCAUCUGCCGAGUACGGAGCGGCUGGUGCUCGAUGCCAGAGGAGAGAUUCAGCAAGGACGGCUACCACCACCCUAACCCGGACAAGCUAGGUUGCUACAACCCAGCUGGUGGCUGCUUCCUGACCGAGGAUGUUUCGCUCUUCGACGCCCCUUUCUUCAACAUCACAGAGCGAGAAGCCAUUUCGAUGGACCCACAGCACCGCCUGAUUCUCGAAUGCACAUACGAAGCCCUCGAGAAUGCCGGUAUCCCCAGACAUGAGCUGGUUGGCAAGAACGUGGCUGUCUAUGCCGGAGGGUCUUUCACCGACUACGAGUUGAACAACCUGCGUGAUCUAGACACCGCCCCCAUGUAUCAAUCCACAGGAAAUGCCCCGUCUCUGCUAGCCAACCGCAUAUCUUACUACUUCGACUUCCGAGGUCCCAGCCACACUGUCGAGACGGCUUGCUCGUCAAGCUUGACCGCUCUUCAUAUUGCCAUGCAGAGCAUCCAGAGCGGCGACUCCUCCGUGGUUGUGCUAGCCUCAAGUCAUCUCAACCUUCUCCCAGACCACUUUGUCUCUAUGUCAUCACAAGGUCUACUGUCAGGAGAUGGUCGGUCUUACGCUUUCGACUCCCGUGCCAACGGCUUCGGGCGUGGUGAAGGUGCUGGUGUCGUCAUCCUCAAGCCCCUCGACCAAGCACUAAAGGACAAUGACAACAUCAGAGCCGUGAUCGUCGGAAGCGGCGUUAACCAGGACGGACGUACCAACGGCAUCACUAUGCCAAACGGAGAUGCCCAGCUGGAGUUGAUGAGAAAGGUCUACGAGGAUGCCGGGAUUGAUCCCCAGGAAUGCGGAUAUGUGGAGGCCCACGGCACUGGCACAAAGGUCGGUGACCCGAUAGAGAUGAAGGCUCUGCAUCGCAUGUUCUCAGAAGGGAGAAGCCCGAGCAAGCCGCUCUAUGUCGGCUCUGUCAAGACGAAUGUCGGUCACCUGGAGGGUGCCAGCGGCAUUGUGUCAAUCAUCAAGUCCGUCAUGAUGCUCGAGCGUGGAUAUGUCCUGCCAAAUUACGGCUUCCAAAAGGGAAACCCAGAAAUUCCAUUCGACGAAUGGGGCAUCAAAGUCCCUGCGACCGUCAUUCGAUGGCCACGACAGAAGAAGUAUAUCAGUAUCAACAGCUUCGGCUUCGGAGGCGGUAACGCACACGCCGUCCUGGCAGCAGCGCCGAAGAAGCCUGUUGUGCCAGUGAAAUGGAUGCACGACUACGUGGAGCCGAGCCGUCUCUUCGUUGUGUCCGCCAACAGCAAGGAGGCUCUAGCGGAACAAAUGAGGAACAUGACCAUCUAUCUUGAAAGGCACCCUGUUGCUUUCCAAUGGAACCUGCUAGCCAAUCUCGCCUACACUCUUGGCCAGAGAAGGUCAUUCCUGCCCUACAAAAUGGCUAUUGCAACAAGCGACGGAGCAUACUUGACAGAGGCCUUGGCUAAGCCUCCAACCAACCCCGUCAGGUCAACCCGGGAACCCAACAUUGGUUUUGUAUUCACCGGACAGGGGGCGCAAUGGCACGCCAUGGGACGAGAGUUGAUUCAGGGAUACCCCGUCUUCAAGGCAUCCCUUGAGAAAUUUGAUGCUGUCCUUAAACGGGUGGGUGCACCCUUCAGCAUGAUGGAGGAGUUGGCACGAGAUGCCAAAGAGUCCCGUCUCUCGGACGCAGAUCUCAGCCAACCUGGAUGCACGGCCAUCCAAAUCGCCCUGGUCGACCUAUUAGCUUCUUGGGGCAUCCACCCUAAGGCAGUCGUUGGCCAUUCCAGCGGCGAGAUUGGUGCUGCAUACGCUUCUGGCACGCUGUCGCUAGAGGACUGUGCAUCAAUCGCAUACCUCCGCGGCCAGGCGGUCUUGAGGCUGAAGGCAGACCACCCCAACCUCGACGGUGGCAUGCUUGCAGUUGGCGCGGGCCCCGAAGAUGUCUGGCCUCUUAUCAAGACGAUCAACAAGGGCCGAGUUACGAUCGCGUGCAUGAACAGCCCUGGAAGUAUUACGGCUUCUGGCGACUCUGAAGCCAUUGCCGAGCUGCAGGCCAAGGUUGAAGAGAAGCAGCUUUUCAACAGGAGGGUAAGAGUGGACACGGCUUACCACUCCCAUCACAUGGAGCUUGUGGCAGGCUGGUAUGGCGAGUCUGUUGGCAAGAUCAAGGCGGCGCCCCAAGGAGACGUUUCUUUCUUCUCUUCUCUCAAGGGCCGGCUCGUGGACUGCUCAGAGCUUACAACGUCCUACUGGGUGGAGAAUCUUGCUCGCCCUGUGCAGUUCUCGCAGGCCCUGACAGAGAUGUGCACCUCCCCCGUCGGCACUGACAAGGUGGACCUGCUUGUAGAGAUUGGCCCUCACUCUGCUAUGGAAGGUCCAGUGAAGCAGAUCCUCAAGGCAAUCGACACCAAGGCAAAGAAGCCCACUUACUUCCCAUCGCUGGUCCGAAACAAGAACGCGGUCGACACGACGCUUGCACUGGCAGGGUCGCUCUUUAGCCACGGAACGCUUCUUGACUUCAAGGCCAUCAACUUCCCAGUCCCCCCACCCAAGGCAUGCGAAGCAUUGAAGGACCUGCCGAAGUACGCCUGGGAUCACGGCAAGCGCUACUGGUGGGAGACGCGCAUCAGCAAAGCACAUCUCCACCGGCAAUUCGUACGCAACGAUGUCGUUGGCGCACUCGCUGACUACUCCAACGAGCUCGAGCCGACAUGGAGAAAUAUCAUUCGUACCGACGAGCUUCCUUGGGUGCGAGGCCAUAUGAUGCAAGACAUGAUCAUUUACCCCAUGGCCGGAUACCUGUCCAUGGCCAUCGAGGCAUCAGCGCAGAGGGCGCACCUCGCAGGACAGACAUUCGAUCAAUUCGUAUUCAGGGAUGUCAUCAUCAGCCGCCCGCUGGUGGUCCAAGAAGGCAGCGAUACCGAGACUAAUAUCACCAUCCGGCCAUUUGCGGAGGGCAAUCGACAGUCGUCCAAGACAUGGGACGAGUUCCGCAUCACUUCCUGGAACAAGGACAGGGGCUGGGUCGAGCACUGCCAUGGCAUGAUUAGGGUCAGCUCGAGUACCGAUACAAAUUCAGUGCAUCAGACCUCGCCGCUGGAGAAGGCAUCCCUUAAAGAAAGAAGAGCUCGCAUUCAGGCGACCUGCAAUCGCACUGUCGAUCACAAGCAGAUCUACACUGAUCUCGCAGGCGUUACUGCCAAGUACAAUGCGCAGUUCCAGGGCAUGGAAAAUUGCGAAGGCAGUGACACAACCUGCGUUGCGGACAUCAUCGUGCCAGACACUCGCCGUGGAAUGCCAAAGGACUUUGAACCAUCACUCAUCAUCCACCCUGCCUUCCUGGACCAGUUCACACAUGCCGCCUGGGUCAUUCUCGGUGCUGGUCGCGAUAAGCUGCCCGCGCUCUACAUGCCUCGCUUCUUCAAGUCGCUGACGGUUUCCAAGAAUGUGUGCAACAAGCCCGGUGAUCGUCUGCGGGUACAUGGCGAGGGCAACCCGAACUUCGUUAACCCAGCCUCCACAAAGAUUACGAUGUUUGCGACAUCCAUGGAUGGCAAUGAGGAGUUCAUCCAUAUGGAGGGCCUUGUGGUCGAUCCUCUCAUGGAGGCGCAGGUCUCCACUGAUCUCGCCUCUCGGGAGUUGUGCUAUCGUGUGACUUGGCAGCCAAUACCAACUGAGAGUUCCGACGGAGAGAGCAACGGCGAGGCGGUCAUUGAAAACAACAUCGCCGAGCCAAUCUCCAUCGUUUGCACAGAUGCACAGAAACAGACCAUUGCCACGCAGCUCAAGGAGCAGCUUCGCAAUGUGUGCACUGCAGAUGUGGACGUUGCCUCGAUUAACGAUCGUCUUGCCGGAAAGAUCUGCGUUGUGCUGUUAGAGUUGGAUGAGCUCCUCACCUCAAAGCUUCGUGAGGAGUCUUUCAAACAGCUGCAGACCCUUAUCCAAUCUGUAAAAGGUAUCCUGUGGGUCGUUUCAGGCUCAUAUGCAGACGCUACGAACCCGCAAGCUGGCAUGAUCCUCGGUCUAGCUCGUACAGUUCGAUCGGAGGCUGGUCUCAAGUUUGCUACUCUGGAUCUUUCUCAACCCGCGCUCUCCUCUGCCAGCACCGUGGCCGACAGUGUCCUCAAAGUCGCCCAAAGCGUCUUCGGCAAGGAUGCGUCCCCCGAUGUGGAUAUGGAGUAUCAGGAACGUGAUGGGGAGCUCAGCGUGUGUCGCAUUCUGCCAGAUGAGGAGAUGGAUGCCUUCGUCGAGCAGCAGACGGGUGCUUCGACAGCUCCAUUCUUGCAGCCUUUCCACCAGGCGGGACGGCCUCUCAAACUCAAGGUCGGAACAAAUGGUGCGCUCGACACUCUUCACUUUGUUGACGACACAUCUGCGUCCUCGCAGCUCCGCCCUGACGAGAUCUCCAUCGAGGUCAAGGUCACUAGCAUGAACUUCAAGGACGUCAUGGUGGCCAUGGGAGAGGUGCCUAGCCCGUACCUGGGAGUCGAGUGUGCCGGUGUGGUCAAUGCCGUGGGUGCAGAUGUCAGAGACUUCAAGGUUGGCGACAGGGUGUGCGCAAGCUCCGAAGGCGCAUAUUCUACCUACACGAGGUGCAAAGCCACCAGCGCCGCCAGGGUGCCCGACGAUAUGUCGCUCGAAUCCGCAGCAACUAUUCCUGUAGUAUUUGCUACUGCGUACUACAGUCUCUUUGACGUCGCCCACCUGCAGAAGGGCGAGACGGUACUCAUCCACGCCGCUGCUGGAGGUGUGGGCCAAGCAGCCAUCAUGCUCUGCCAGAUGGUGGGCGCUAAUAUCUACACGACUGUCGGAAGCGAGGCAAAGAAGACCUUCUUGAUGGAGACCUAUAACAUCCCUGAGGAUCACAUCUUCUAUUCCCGAGACACCACAUUCGCCAAGGCCGUUCAACAAGCCACCAACGGCCGCGGCGUCGACGUUGUGCUCAAUUCGCUGGCCGGCGACUCUCUCAGGGCCACUUGGGAGUGCAUCGCUCACUUCGGCCGCUUUGUCGAGAUCGGCAAGCGGGAUAUCCUCAGCAACACCGGCUUGGGUAUGGCCAUGUUUGAGCAGAAUGCCACUUUUGCCUCUGUGGAUCUGACCGUCGUUGCUGCUGAACGCCCUCAGGUGAUGAGGCGUGUGCUGGACGACGUGUUCAAGACGCUUAGCUUCGGUCUCAUUCGUCCAAUCUCUCCCAUCACAUCCUUCCCUAUCUCGGAGGUUGAGACGGCAUUCCGCACUAUGCAAGCUGGCAAGGUUCAUGGCAAGGUCUUGUUGACCGCGGGACCAAAUGACUUGGUCAAGGCAACCUUUUCUGAGAAGACAUUCUCUAACAUUCUCCGCGCUGAUGGGACAUACCUUAUCAUCGGCGGAACUGGUGGUAUCGGACGGAGCAUCACCCGAUGGAUAUUCAACAAGGGUGCCAAGAACAUCGUUCUGGUCUCUCGAUCCGCCAGCCCAUCAGCUAAGGUGAAGGAGCUUAUCGAAGAGGGCAAGACGCAAGGAAUCAACGUUUGCAUCCAUGCCUGCGAUGUUUCGGAUCAGGGACGGGUUCAGGCCAUGGUGGCAGAGCUCGGCAAGAGUCUACCUCCGAUCCGUGGAAUGAUCCACAGCGCCAUGGUUCUAGAUGAUGUUCUGUUCGAGAAAAUGACCUUUGAUCAAUGGGACCGUGUCGUCCAGUCCAAGGUCGCCGGCUGCUGGAACCUGCACAACGCCUUGAGCGGUGAGGAGAUCGACUUCUUCAUCACGUUGAGCUCGGUGGCUGGCAUCAUCGGCAACCGUGGCCAGGCAGCCUAUGCGGCCGCGAACACGUUCCUGGACUCGUUGACUCAGCACCGCCGCAGGCUGGGUCUGCCAGCCACGACCCUUGACCUGGCUGCGGUCAGCGACACCGGCUACCUCGCCGAGAAUGCAGAGCGCCAAAAGCAGGUCCUCGACCAGAUUGGCGGCGAGCACAUCAACGAGAAGGAGAUCCUGGCCUUGAUCGCCGCUUCCAUCACCGGUAAAGCAGAGGAGACCUGCGGGUCUCAGAUCGUCACCGGUCUGAAGCUGCCCGCAUCCUUCUCGAAUGUCUUCUGGGCCCCCGACGGCAAAUUCGAGUCCUUGCGUGCAAAGGCUUCCCAGGGAGCCGAAGGCGAUAUGAGCGCUGCUCAGUCCAUCUCCCCCGGCGUGGCACUGAAGCGGGCAAAGACCUACGAGGAGGCUCGUCAGGUCGUGAUAGAAGCCCUGCUAGACAAGACCGCCAGUGUGCUCAUGCUGCCGCGUGAGGAGCUCGAUCCCUCCAAAGACACGGUCUUUUACGGCCUGGACUCUUUGGUCUCGAUCGAGAUCAGGAACUGGAUCACUCGCGAAUUCGGUGCGGCGUUGCAGAUUCUUGACCUGCUGAGUAGCGGCUCAUUCGUGGCUCUGGCGGAUGUUGUGUUGCGGAAGACUGAACUGGUCUCGUUUGACAAAUGA